AUGUUCUCCCCGUUUCGCCCUCAGACCAUACACCAAACCCAGUCCUCCGUCAACUAUCACCAUGUCGAAAAGAUGGGCCACGAUUCUCAGCACUCACCCCACUCCUGGUCUAGAGACACUGGGACCGCUACCAAGUGGUUGCUCGUCAUCGAGUAUGGGGGUGACCUGCUUCCUGCCGGACAGGAAGAGGCCCGAGGUAGCGUACUGGCAAUUCUUCGGCCUACGGCCCACCAGCAGCUUGUCCACUUGAUCCAGGACCUACUCCUCCCCUCGCCUCUUGGUCUCCAUCUCUUCCUCGCUCUACCGGAGCUGGCCGUGGCGCCGGCGAUCUCGGAAAGUGUGUGGCAGCACCUGUUCGCUCCACACUUUCAUACGACCCCGACCCUGUCGACUGAGCAACAUCGCCCCGGACAGACCUUUGGAGGUCUACCGAUCGCUGCGAGACUCCUUCUCAGAUUGGACAAGCAUCAGGCGAGGUGGUACGAGUCGUGGAGGAGGGACCCGCUGGACGGGCUCGUGGAGAAAUGGGUUAACCUGGCGGAGGCCCCGUCAGUUGAGGCGAGGGGAAGAGACAGCGAGGGUCUGAAAGGUGCAGCAGACGACCCUCUGCCGGAGGAUACCCGCAAGGAGCAGCGGCCGCAGCGACCGACAGUAGACACGUUGACCUCGCCGACUCGGGUGGUAGGUGCGAACUCUCCGCCCCGACCUCGGCGUAGCCCUCUUCGUCCGUCGCCGCCUCCUUCUGUCAUCUCGCGAAGGACGUCUCGGCAGCAAGUGGAGAUGGAGAGUCCCAUGCAAGUGACCCCCGAAACUUCACCGCAGAUUCAGACAACCUCGCCCGUUUCACCGGCCUGUCCUUCGGCAUUCUCAGUACGACAAGAUCCUCUCGACUUCUCCACCAGCCAUGUCCCACUCUUACAAGAAGCACUUGCCUCCCCCAUAUCCAUCAUGUCGCUCCACCCAUGCAGUGCCGAGCCCUGGACCCCUCACACCCCUCACAACGAUCCGACUCGGUGGCCGUACCCGGGGUUAGACUCACCUUCCCCGGCGCUGGGGUCCGCGCGAUCCAUAGCGACAUCCUGGGGUCCGCCCACUGGCGGAAGCUUGCCAUCCCCGCUGGAUCCCUUGGGUCCGAAGGACUGGAUCCGCACCCCUGAUCUGGCUGAACGAAGUCGCAUCUCCGUCCCGAACACUCCCCGCUCACCAUCGCCACCGCCGCCCCCGCCGUCGCAUGGGCAUGAUUCGGUGCCCCCGCCACCCAUCCGGCCGACACCGUGGACUCUUGUAUGGCCAUUCUUUACCGCUGUCGAGCUUCCUGCUGCAUCACCGAUUCCACAUGGGCAUGUCGGACACAACCACCCUUCCGAGCCUCCACCACCUGUAGUCGUCCCGUCGAGAGAUCUCUCGCCGUUACCGAACCACCGGCUUACUCCUUGUGAAUCGUCCCAGCCUCGGGCAGACCUGGCUCCCACUGCAGCCCAUCAUGAUACUCCGCCGCGCCCGGCGCGGACUCCGUCCACCUUCGUUCCUUUCGAGGAGAUCGCUUUCAGUGACACCCCCAACCUCUCGCUCGCACUUCGGCCAGCCCCGACUCCAUUCAAGCUUGCUCCCCCGCCCGCGAAGCGUGGUCUCCCUUCCCGACCCAUCAGUCGGUCGCUUCCAUUGUCUACCCUUUCCAACGACUUUCCCGAGACUCAAACCGAAUUCUCGUCGACGAAUGUUCGAGAAUCUCGCCAUGGCGAUAUCUCACCGGAUGAUACUUCUCCCCAACAAUUCUCCAACCUUGGUGCCGAAGUCGACCUCGACUGCCCGAUCCACCAGCCACCGCCGCCACACCCUGCACCGACAUCUCGGGGUCUUCUUCCAAGGCAGAGCAGACUGUCCCUCGCAUCGACGGCGAGUAAGGAGCCCAUUAGGCCCCUCAAACGCGUCUCGCAGACGAUUGGGGGUUUCUCGGAGGGCGGCGUGGACUCAGGGACGACCUCGAAGAGUUUGACAUGGUCAACAGCACAUAAGGGUUAUCCCUUUAUGGAGAUCUAGGCGGUGCCGGAGGACCUGACGAUCAAGGUGCACCGAGAAGAGUAUCCUCACCUGGAGAUCUAUUCUCCUCAAGCGAUCCUCUCUCGGGACACCAUGUCACCAGAGCACGGCUAUCCCAACCUCCAAACCUUGCUCUCCAGCCAACCCCCUCCUGCGCUCCCACCAUUGUCCAUCGUCAUUGCAGUCGGCAAGCUCGACUACCCAGACAUUGUCCUGUACCCGCGAAUGGUCAGAACGGCGAUCGCUCUCUCGCCCCCUGCAAUCGCCAAGUCCGUUGCCCACAUCCCGAUCCUUCUCAGCUGCUUCAAUUAUCCAGACCUCGUCAUUUACCCCUCCUCGGCUGGUCCGACCGAGGUCCACCAAUCAGUCAGGACGUGCCUCAUACCCACCAGACAUUCAUCUGACAAGUGUCUCAUCAAACCCCGCUCCCACGUCAGUCACUUCGUUGACUAUGCUCCAGCGACUGCGCCGCUCAAUGUACUUCUGUGCCGAACGACAAGGUAUCCCCACAUCACCAUCUAUCCUUUCGUGCCUGCUCCGAUCGUCAUUCUCCUCUCGGCGUAUCAGUACCCCAACAUCACCAUAUAUCCAUCUGUUGACCAAGGUCGGCUGGACCGGCCGGGACAAAUCGAUGCGCCGCAUGGCGUCCCAUCGAGGCCCUCCCGCCCGACUCAUCAUCUGGAGGACCUCAUCACCUACGAUCUCCCACGCCGUGCUGGACACGGACGGGCCACGUCAACGUCCAGCCUCCCUUCUACGGUCCUAAGCACUCCGAUCGCGAGCUCGCCACGCAGUCCGCCCCCUCUGCCCAGCAAGUCACUCCGCGAAGGGCUGACGCGCUGCACCUCUCGCGCGACGAUGUUUGACCUUGAUUCAGAGACCGACUCAGCCCCUUUCCGCCCUUCCGGAGGGACCGUUGCGACGACGUCAACAAAAUCACCUCCACUGGGCCUCGCCCGUAACAGGAGUAGCACUCUGGUCUCGGAGAGGACCAGAGCGCUAUUCGGAGAUCACCACAAAGAACCCUCCGUUGUCAGCCCCGCGGUCCGCGUCAGCAGAAGUCGCACCAUCACAUCCGCUUCACGUCCUUCCGACAUGCCUACAGACCAGCCGUCCCCAGGAUCAUACACUCGCGGCACCUCGGUGGGAAAGCUUCCGGCAACGAUGAUGAGGAAAUGGAUCUGA
Messenger RNA from Saitozyma sp. JCM 24511, 3225 nucleotides. The record is from the annotation of a GenBank genome assembly. Lineage: Eukaryota; Fungi; Basidiomycota; Tremellomycetes; Tremellales; Trimorphomycetaceae.